Molecule: messenger RNA, 1873 nt
Organism: Amaranthus tricolor (Joseph's coat)
Lineage: Eukaryota; Viridiplantae; Streptophyta; Magnoliopsida; Caryophyllales; Amaranthaceae
Product: probable receptor-like protein kinase At4g10390
Exons: 2
Coding region: 506-1558 (350 amino acids)
Biological process (GO): protein phosphorylation
Cellular component (GO): plasma membrane
Molecular function (GO): ATP binding; protein kinase activity
Source: RefSeq, a predicted model, not a curated record
AAAAAAGUAUGUGAAGAAAAAGAAUGGUAAUGGGUUAUGGGGCCAUGGGGGGAUGUUCGUGUGGUGUUUGGUAGAGGGAAAAAAAUUAUUUAAUUAAAAUUGAUGUUAUCUAACUUUAUUUUUAAAUCAAAAAAAUCUUUCAUUCUUAAUUACUAGUGUAAUACCACAAAGAUAUGAAAUCAAAUUUUAAAUAUUUUUUUAUCAAAAUAAUUAAUUAAUAUUUAGAAAUGGCUCCCUUAACCCAAGUCAAAAUGUCUAUUUGUAAGGUUGUUAGUGUGUCUACUCCUAUUUCUUUGCAUUUCCUUCUCCUUCUUCUCACCUUCUAAUCUCUUUCCUCUUCAAUCCAAACAUCCCUUAAUCCCAAAAAUUUAAUCCAUAUAAUUUUCCCUUUAAUAAACCCACUAAUAAUUUUCAUUUUCUCCUAGACAUAUAUAUAUAUUGUACCAAAAUAGUUCCUUACAAUAUAGGUCACAUACUCCCUAGCUUUUCUCCCUACUAGAACAACAUGGGCUUCUUCUUGGGUUGUUUCGGGUCAAGAUCGGGCCCGCACAUGAAAACUAGCGACCGGGUUUCACCGGAAAAAGUUUCGGUGGACAACGAGGCGCCGUUGGGGGUGUUGAAGAGGUUUAGUUGGGUAGAAAUAGAGAACAUGACAAUGAUGUUUAAGGAGGUGAUUGGUGUAGGAGGGUAUAGUACAGUGUACCUUGCUAAGUUCCCUGAUUCAUCCUUAGGGGCUGUCAAGAUUUAUAAUAGUAGUGAAAGGCUUAAUCAAGUGUUUAAGAGUGAAUUAGAGAUCUCCCAAAAACUUCAUCAUGCUAAUAUUGUCAAACUUCUUGGGUAUUGUGAUGAAAAAGAUGAAGGAGUACUAGUUUUUGAGUACAUACCAAAAGGAAACUUACAAGAAAAACUCCACAACAAUGAAAUCCCUUCAACAAACAAGAAAAGCAACAAAUUGAGCAUACAACAACAAAAACUCACAUGGAAACAGAGGAUUACAAUAGCAUACCAAUUAGCCCAAGCAUUAGAAUACCUCCAUGAAAGUAAUGACCUUCACAUAGUUCAUGGAGAUAUUAAGUCCUCUAAUGUCCUCUUAGAUCAUCAUUUCAACACUAAACUUUGCGAUUUUGGUUUUGCUAAAAUGGGUUUUUCAUCAAUGAUCAAACCCCCUUCAUCUAGAAUUACAAUGAUGGGAUCCCCAGGUUACAUAGAUCCACAUUUCCUUAUGACAGGAAUCGCUUCGAAAAAGAGUGAUGUUUAUAGUUUCGGAGUCAUAUUACUUGAACUUAUUACUGGGUUUGAGGCCUUUAUUUGUUCUGGUGUACAAAAACAGGUUCUUUUGACAUCAAUUGUUAGAACAAAAGACAGUUUUGAUGUUGAAAAAGUGAUUAAAUUGGUUGAUCCAACACUUAUUAAAGGGGAAGGUUUUGAUUUAGAGGAAAUUAAGGGUAUGGCUUCUAUUGCAGGGGAUUGUAUUCAUCAUUUGCCUACUUUAAGGCCUUCUGCUUCAGAUGUUUGUAAGAUGAUUAAACAAAUUAUGUGUUCUAGUCAUAAUGUUUAGAGGUAGAACGCCAAAUUGUACUGGUGGAAAAAAUCUCAUAUGCUGCGAUUUUUUGGCGUCAUGUGUUGCGGUUUAGACCCUAAGCACUUGUAAUAGCAGCAGAUUAGUUGCACUUGAGGAAGAACAAGUGUUAGAUGAUCUCAUUGGAUAAAUGUGAAAUAUAGUCUUGUAUAAAGUUGGAAAUUGUGAAAAAAUAAUCUCAUUUACGAGAUUUUGUUUUAUAAAUGAUUGUAAAUGAUUGUAGAUUGGAGUUGUUAGAUAGAGUUGUUAACUGCUUGAUAAGCAAAAUUAUUAGUUGAUUUGCUAUAAAUAUUA